CCCGCUUCCUCCGCCCCAGCUUCCGCGUCUCAGCCGGGGUAGCCGCCUCCCGAGUGGGUGCUGGAGUCCUACCCGGCUUCGGAGCUGGAGUCGGAGCGGGGGGCCGGAGUUAGACCAGGAGCCUGGGCUGAAGCAACGGGCACGGACUCCCUGCGAGAUGGACGGGACAGAAGGUAAUGCUGGGCAACCGGGCCCCGCUGAGCGGUCCCAUCGAAGCAGCGUGUCCUCCGUGGGAGCCCGAGUCUCCGUUGCUGCAGCAGCUGACGUGCUGGUGUACCUGGCGGAUGACACAGUGGUGCCCCUGGCCGUGGAGAACCUGCCCUCGGUUAAUGCCCACGAGCUGCACCGGGCGGUCCGUGAGGUCCUGCAGCUCCCGGACAUCGCCCUGGAGGCCUUCGCACUCUGGCUUGUCUCUCCUCUGCUGGAGGUACAGCUGAAGCCCAAGCACCAGCCCUACAAGCUGGGCCGCCAGUGGCCGGACCUGCUGCUCCGCUUCACCGACGCCCCCGACGACGACGUGGCCACGGACGAGCCUUCCCUGCAGUUCCGAAGGAACGUGUUUUUCCCAAAGCGGCGGGAGCUCCAGAUCCACGACGAGGAGGUCCUGCGGCUGCUCUAUGAGGAGGCCAAGGGCAACGUGCUGGCUGCGCGGUACCCGUGUGACGCGGAGGACUGCGAGGCCUUGGGCGCCCUGGUGUGCCGCGUGCAGCUUGGGCCCUACCAGCCCGGCCAGCCCACCGCCUGCGCCGUGAGGGAGAAGCUGGACUCCUUCCUCCCCGCCCACCUCUGUAAGCGGGGCCACGGGCUCUUUGCCGCCCUCCGGGGCCGCGGGGCCAAGGCCGGGCCAGGCGAGCAGGGCCUGCUGAACGCCUACUGCCAGGUGAAGGAAGCCAUCGGCAGCGACAGCGAGCACGGGGCCUCCCUCAGCCCCCACUACCGCGCCUACCUCCUCAAGAGCCACGAGCUGCCCUUUUACGGGUGUGCCUUCUUCCAUGGUGAGGUUGACAAGCCGGCCCAGGGCUUUCUGCACCGGGGCGGGCGAAAGCCAGUGGUUGUGGCCAUCAGUCUGGAGGGCGUGCAUGUCAUCGACAGCAGGGAGAAGCACGUCCUGCUGGGCCUGCGUUUCCAGGAGCUGUCGUGGGACCACACCUCCUCCUCCGAGGAGGAGUCUGUCCUGUGGCUGGAGUUUGAUGGGGACAACGAGGGCACCCCGGUCAACAGGCUGCUCAAGAUCUACUCCAAGCAGGCCGAGCUGAUGAGCGGCCUCAUCGAGUACUGCAUUGAGCUGAACCAGACUUCAGAGUUCGCCGCCCCCCAGGAGACCGUGUCCAGCCCACCCUCGGCCGCCGGCCCCCUGCCCCCUUCCGCUCAGCGGCCGCGGCUGCGGAGGGAGGACAGCGUGGUGUGCAGCCGCCUCCAGCACCUGUCCACCAUCGACUACGUGGAGGAAGGCGAGCAGAUCAAGCGGGUGAAACCGAAGCGCACCACGUCCUUCUUCAGCCGGCAGCUGUCCAUGGGCCAGGGGACCUACACCGUGGUGCAGCCCACAGACAGCCUGGAGCAGGGGUGAGGGCAGCGGCCAGGCAGGGGGAGGGCAGGGCCUGGCCGAGCGCUCUUCUCCCGGAGGGCUGGGACCCAGCGCCAGGCAGGAGGACGACCUCAGGGAGAGGAAGUGGCUUUCUGCGUGGGAUGGGACGUGGGCUGCGCCGAGCUGCCCGGGGACCCCUGCACGGUCUCCCUUGCAGCCUGCCCACCCUCCCCCGUACCCAGCCCCGCUGCGGUCUCAGGAGCGUCUUGAGGCUCCGGCCGCCUCCUCCCAGCCAGGGACUGGCCUUCAUGCCCCUCUUGAGAUGGAUGGUGUCCCCUGCUCUGAAGUCCUCAGUGGUGGCUCUGAUGGCAGGCGGCGAUGAGUAUGGUUUGGGACCCGCAGAUCCGGUGUGUGUCUGGUUUCUUCCCUGGACCUUGGUGACCAUGUCCCCGCAUUCCUUCUGCCACAUUCCCCCCUCACUGCCUGUCUGGGCAUGGCUCUGUGGGGCAGGAGGGGGCCUGCGUGCCCUGAGCCGCAGGAGGACCAGAAAAGGCCCCCCUCUCGUGCCAUCCCUGGCCGAAUGAAACUAGGGGAGCCAGGCAGGGCCCGGCUCAGGGGGCAUCUUGUGCCACAACACACUCUGACCCGAAGGAAAGUGCCUUUCUGCCAGCCUUCAGUGACAACCGUGCUGGGAGGUGGCCACCCUGGUGACCGACGCGUCCCUAGACCCACACUCCACACCUGAAGAGGCUCCCAGCACCCUGGGCUUCGGGGUUUGGUUUUGUUCUUCAUCCGCUUUGGCUCUCGGCCACCUGUGACCUCGAGGGCAGCUGGAGAGGAUGCUCCCGCCGACCCCAGAACGGCUGGUCCCUCAAGAUGGCUCCGUGGUGGCCGUCCGCCUGCCCCUUGGGGCGGCCCACGCAUGAGGCUGUCCCGUGCGAGCUGGUGUCCUCUUGGCAGGAAGUCUAGGGAGGCUGGGGGUGGCUUCUCCGCUGCCUCAGCCUCCUGCCUUCUCCGGGGGCCCAGCGGCGGGCCUGCCCAGUCCCAGGGCUCCUCCGCGGUGGGUCCCCAGCUCUCCCGGAGCAUCCUGGGACUUCCCGCAGGGCCGAGGCGGGCUGGGCUCAGCACUGGGCCCUGCUGUUCUCCCCUCCCCUGGAGAGCCUGGGCAGAGGAAAUGCGAGCUUGCCUCUGGGGGCAGAGCCCACUCACUUGGUGGUCUUCCUUUCGGUGACAUUUGCGCACUCCACGCUCUGGGUGGGCUUGCUUCUGGCAGUAGGGACUUAGGUCAUUCAUUACAACAAAUAGGCGUCCCCAGCCUUCUGGAAUGUCCCAGCCAGAGAACAUCUUGUCUCCCCUCUGGAGUCACCAGACCUGAGUGGCUGCCCAGCCCACCUGGCGCUCUGCCAUCGGGCUCUCUCUUCCCACCUGUUGUUUGGACGCAGGUGACUUUAUCUGCUGGGCUGGCCGGCUGCGGGGAGCGGGUGUGGACACAUGACUUGUUUCACUCUCCUGCCUCCUUGCUGUUCUCCGAGCAUCCCUUGUGCCAUGACCUUUUCUGCCUGCCCUUUGGGACAAAGCAGUAUUUCACCAAGUUCCUCGGAACAUUCUCAUUCUUUUGUAUCAUGUGACUUAUUAAUAAUAAAAUGAAUUUCCAGCAAA
Molecule: messenger RNA, 3187 nt
Organism: Suricata suricatta (meerkat)
Lineage: Eukaryota; Metazoa; Chordata; Mammalia; Carnivora; Herpestidae
Gene: FRMD8
Product: FERM domain containing 8
Exons: 11
Coding region: 158-1570 (470 amino acids)
Biological process (GO): negative regulation of canonical Wnt signaling pathway
Cellular component (GO): cytoskeleton; plasma membrane
Source: RefSeq, a predicted model, not a curated record